Durusdinium trenchii is the source of this 699-nucleotide messenger RNA. The record is from the annotation of a GenBank genome assembly. Lineage: Eukaryota; Dinophyceae; Suessiales; Symbiodiniaceae.
GCGGCGCUGGACAUACUAUGGGGCGCGAAGGCCUUGGUGGUGGAAGAAGACGGAGAGUUGCGUCAGCGACGAGGCAAGCUGGAUGUCGCAGACGCGGCGUAUUUACUCUGUGCAUGGCGUUGCUCGGAUAGGAGUGGUAUUUCGCCGGUGGUGGUGCAGUUGGAGCUGGAUAUACUAUGGCAGGAAGAACAGCACUGCGCUCGACUACCGACGGCCGACGAAGACAGCGUCCUGCACAGGCGCAUCGCAAACUACUGCAACAAGGAGAAGAGCGCACGUUGUCGCAUGAUGCGAGCUGCGUAUCCGGCCGAUGUGGAGAGCAUUCAGGAAUUGAAGUUGGAUUGUUUGGAGGCCUCGGAUGACGGUGAUGGGUGUGUGAAGUGGAGAUCGGACGUAGAGAGGCAAAUGAUGCAGCCCAUCCCUGGGCGGCGUGAAGGUGAUGUGGUGAAGAGCUGUUUCGCGCCACUGGGCGCAGUACUGUUUGCUGGCGACGCACCCACUGUCGACGUGGACAUGGAUGGCGACACCGCCAUAGGCGGCGGAGAGGAGGAGGGCGACGUGGAGAAACCGUUACAGCGGUUUCAGUGUCGUUUGUGCGACUUCGGCGCUAUACUGGAGAAAGAGCCUUCUUGGAUCACGUUGGAGCAGCACAGCGGCGGCGCAGAUGAAAGUCGCGCACUCAUCGAGUAUCGGAAGAAG